Molecule: messenger RNA, 900 nt
Organism: Coniosporium apollinis CBS 100218
Lineage: Eukaryota; Fungi; Ascomycota; Dothideomycetes
Exons: 3
Coding region: 1-900 (299 amino acids)
Biological process (GO): U4 snRNA 3'-end processing; U1 snRNA 3'-end processing; U5 snRNA 3'-end processing
Cellular component (GO): nuclear exosome (RNase complex); cytoplasmic exosome (RNase complex)
Source: RefSeq, a predicted model, not a curated record
AUGCCACGCGAAGCAGAGCUGUCACUUAACGCACGCGAAUUCAUACUGCAAGCUCUGCGCGAAAAUGUUCGCCUUGACGGCCGAGCUUUUGACGACCUUCGAGAGCUGCAACUCUCCUUCGGCGACGAGUAUGGCGUAGCAGACGUGCGGUUAGGCAAGACGAGAGUUCUCGUUCGCAUCUCCGUUGAAGUCACAACCCCUUUCCCCGACCGCAAAUUCGACGGCAUCUUCACUAUAUCGACCGAGUUCUCCCCCAUGGCUUCUCCCGCUUUCGAGGUCGGCCGCCCAACAGAAGCUGAAACACUCCUAUCACGCCUCCUCGAGAAAGCUAUUCGCCGAUCCUCCGCCCUCGAUACCGAAGGGCUAUGCAUAAUAGCAGGCUUGAAAUGCUUCGCGCUCCGCGCCGACGUCCACGUCCUUGACCACGACGGUGGCCUCGUUGACGCAGCAUGCAUUGCACUCGUGGCCGCUCUCCGGCAUUUCCGCCGGCCGGAUGUCAGCGUCGAGGGUGAGAAGGUUACAGUGUACAGCAUAAGAGAGCGCGAGCCUGUGCCGCUUUCGCUGCUGCAUCAUCCGCUCUGCGUCACUUUCUCGUACUUCAAUGGCGGGGAGAUAGCCCUGGUAGAUGCGAAUCUGGCGGAAGAGCAGGUUAGCGAGGCGGAGGUCGUUGUGACGAUGAACAGACAUGGUGAGGUGUGUCAGGUUGCAAAGUAUGGAGGGUUGCCGAUCGAUGCGCUUGCGCUGCUGAACUGUACGAACGUGGCGCUGGCGAAGGUGCAGAUGCUGGACAAGGUCAUACAGCAGCGGCUAGAAGAGGAUGCGAAGAGGAGAGAUAAGGGCGGGUUGAUGGCGGAGUUGAGUGCGGAGAAUGCGAGGGCGAAUGCUGCGAUACCUGGAUGA